Toxoplasma gondii ME49 is the source of this 5736-nucleotide messenger RNA. RefSeq names its product glucose inhibited division protein A subfamily protein. Bases 476 to 5005 code for a protein of 1509 amino acids. The transcript has 4 exons. Gene Ontology annotation, cellular component: cytosol. Gene Ontology annotation, biological process: tRNA methylation; tRNA wobble uridine modification. NCBI's taxonomy places the organism in Eukaryota, Apicomplexa, Conoidasida, Eucoccidiorida, Sarcocystidae. Gene Ontology annotation, molecular function: flavin adenine dinucleotide binding. The record is from RefSeq and is a predicted model, not a curated record.
GCAGGAUUCGCGUCGAAGAACGGAGAAAACAUAUUGCGAGAGGCUCAGAGACAUGGAGAGGUGUCUCCCGGGGCAGAUGAGGAGCGGCCGGGGCCGCGUUGAGCGCCAAGAGAAAACCACGAAGACCUGUGAACGGAGAAAGACGGGUCAUGUUUCCUUCUUCUCAUUCUCCUUUUGGUCGCUUUUUCUGCGGAAGACGUAGGAGAAAACGACGGUUUUUCGUAUCCGCUUUAGCUGUCUCUUCCCACCGACGACUCCCUCUCUCAGCCCGCUCCGUGCGGUGUGUACGUACACCGGACUGCGGGAGGCUGACUCUGGGGCAGAGAAGGCGGUGGAGUUCGGCCUUCGUCCAUCACGCGUCAGAACCGGAGAUGCCCGCCUGGAGAGGCAGAAUUCGCGAAGGAAAAGAGGCAAGACGCGGAAGCUGCGCUUCAAUGUCGACGUUGACAGCGGCCUCUCAACUUUGCCCUCAACCAUGAUGAACGCGCUCCAGACUCCGAGUUCAGGUGUACGUACACCUGGCCUUCGUGGAGGGGAGGCGACGGGGGCUGGCGGCAGGCGGACUACAGCAGAGUUGCUUCGAGUGUUCGCUGUCGUCCUCUUUUCUCUUUCCAUUCUCCUUCUUCCUCCAGGGGACCCAAGCAUUUUCUCGAGAGUGUCUGCGUCUCCAACUCGGCGGACCAAGCCAUGUUCCCCGCGGAUUUCCCUUCACAUAGCGAGGGAGAGUCUACCGCCUCCGCGUUCGUCUCCACCUCCUCUGAAGGCGGCUUCUCUCUGGCUUCCCCGCUGGGCCUCGGUGAGCGCGCCGCCUCUUCGGUCACCUGCAUCGGGAGGCGAACGAGAGACUGAGAGGUCCACGCCGAGUCUCCAAGGAGCGUCGAAGGAAGAGGAAAAGCGGAAGCAGAAAAAGGCCUCAGAGAUGCGAAAGCUGUGGAGUGUACAUGCGCCUCACGGGGACCCCAGGCUCCGCCCUCCCGUCAACAGCAGUGCGCGCCGCCGGUCCCGAUUUGCAGAUAGAAGAGGAGGACUACGACCGAGAGAACUGUGGGGCGACGACAAAAGGUCUGAAAGACAUAGGAGGGCAUGGGCCAUUCCAGACAGAUCCGGACCUUUCUCCUUUCUCUUUUCCCCGUCGUUCGCAUCUCUGCCAUCUUCGUUCCCUUCCCGGUUUUCCUGCUGCUCUUCUCAUCUCUCCUCUUCUUUCCUCUCCUCUUCUUUCCCUGCUUCUCUACCGCCGUCCGCAAGAAACUGGCCGCCUUCUCCCUGCUUUGCAUCCACGCUGUUCUCUCCGCCGUUGUCGCCCUGCAUCCCUCAUCUCUCCUCUGCUUCCUCUUCUUCUUCUCUUCCUCCUUCUUCCUCUCUCUCUUCCGCUUCUUCUUCUGCUUCUUCUUCUGCUUCUUCUUCUGCUUCUUCUUCUCUUUCUCUUUCUUCCUUCCUUUCCUCACCCUGUUCGCCGCCUCAGUUCGACGUCUGCGUUGUGGGCGCGGGUCACGCAGGCCUUGAGGCCGCGCUCGCGUCUGCUCGCGUCGGCGCCUCGACGCUGCUGGUCACACAGAGUGUCCGUACACUCGGGGAGUUGUCUUGCAAUCCGUCGAUCGGCGGGAUCGGAAAAGGCACCCUCGUGAGCGAGGUGGACGCUCUGGGUGGCGGCAUCGGCCGCUGGGCGGACCAAGCGGCGAUUCACUGGCGCGUUUUGAACGCGAGCCGAGGUCCUGCAACUUGGGGUGUACGCGCACAGAUCGACCGGGAACUCUACAAAGGAGUGGUGACGCGCGAAGUCCAGGAACGAGUUGACCGAGGCGACUUUGCGCUCCUCGAAGGCCGCGCUACGCGGCUCUUGGUCGAGGAAGAGGCCCCGGACUCGCGAGAAGGCGAGCGAGCGGACGUGCAUGCGGAGUACGCGGCUCGCGUGUCUCUUCCAGUGGCCGUCGGAGAAACGCACUCGCGAGAGGGAGCGAAGGCGGACGGGCAAGGAGACGAAGAAGCCGAAAAGGAGAGAGGAGGUUCGCCACGGAGGCAGCGUCUGCUUUUUUCACAGAGAGAGGGUAGUGGAGGAGUGAGACGUUUGUGCGGAGAAGGAACGUCAAGAAAACGAAGAAGAGUGGUUGGCCUGUGUGUGCGAUGUGUGAAGCGCAGCGACGGAGACAGGGGUCUCGGUGAAGAAGUCGAAAUCUUCGCAAAGACCAUCGUUGUCACAGCAGGAACAUUCCUAAAAGGAAAAUGCUCCACAGGAACCACCGUUGCUGUCGACGCCGGACGUCUCGGCUCUGCUUUUCCAUCUUCGUUUUGUUCGCCUAUUCCUUCUUCCAGUGUGUCUGCCGUAUCAACGGGGAGCUCUGUGUUCGAAAGAAAAGAGAGAAGCAUCCGCGGCGGCAAGCGCCCAUGCAGUCAGCUCGCGGAAACCGAGGCGCUUUCGUCAGAGCAGUCAGCUUCGGAGUUGGCGGCGAGUCUCCGCGAUCUGGGCUUGCCCAUGGGGCGCUUCAAAACGGGGACGCCUGCUCGACUGUACAGACACUCGAUCGACUUUUCGCGUCUCCAGGAACAGCCCUCAGAGUGCCCCUCACCCUUCUCUUUUCUGCACUCGCCGUCGCGGCUGCGUGAACUGCGUCCCGUCACAGUUUCGUGUUUCCUCACGUACACGAAUCGCGAGACUCACGAGAUCGUUCGGCGCCACCUGGAGGAGCUGCCGAGACACUCUGGAGGCGAAGGCCGAAGAGGCUUAGGUCCCCGGUAUUGCCCGUCGAUAGCUACGAAGGUGCUGCGCUUCCCCGACCGGCCUCGCCAUGCGGUGUGGCUCGAGCCAGAGGGUCUGGACAGCGCGUUGAUUUAUCCGAACGGCUUGUCGGGCGCCUUCUCUCCGCCCACUCAGCUCUCUCUCCUGCGCUCGAUCCGCGGCUUGGAAAACGUGGAGAUGGCGGCGCCUGCGUACGACGUCGAGUACGACUUUGUGGUGCCCGCCUCGCUCUCGAUCUCGCUCGAAACGAAGACUGUCGCAGGCUUGUUCGUCGCGGGACAAGUUCUAGGGACAACUGGCUACGAGGAGGCUGCGGCCAUGGGGCUCCUGGCUGGGUGGAACGCUGCUCUGCGAGCGCUCAGAGACGGCACCAGUGCGUUGUGGAAGGCGAGGGCGGCGGCCUUGAGUAGGCAGGAAGCCGGCGAGUCUCCAGCAACCUCGACGGCGCUGAUCGCCGACCCAGAGAGCGCGGAAAAAGAGGAAACCACGCACGACGCGAUACGAUGCGAGAACGCUUCGCUGACGCGAACUGAGGCAGUGGGCGGCGACGACGAACGCGACGCGGCGGCGGCGAGAAACUGUGUUAGUGGAGACGCAGACACGGCGAACGACGCGCAAGCUGAGAAGCAACAGGAAGGAAGAGAGGAAGAACAGGAUUCUUCUUCUCUGAACCGUGGAGAGGACCGUGGAGAGGAAGGGAGAGAGACAGAAGCGUCUCCCAGACGGGUCUCCACCUCCCUACCACCCGCCAUCUCUCUGAGUCGCGAGAAAUUCCUCUUGGGCGUCUGCGCUCACGACCUCACACAGAUCGGCGUCCAGGAGCCUUACCGCAUGUUCGCCAGUCGUUCAGAGUGUCGCCUGUCAACUCGACCUGACAACGCGGACUUGAGGUGUAUAGACACCGCGCUGCGGGGCGGGAUCGUGCGGGACGUGGAGCGGAUGGAGAAGACUCGCCGCCGGAGAGCGAAGGUUGAGAGUCUUCUCGACCUCCUGAGGUCGUAUCAUCUUCCUGCAUCUCAGUGGAGAGCGCGAGCGCGACUGGCGGUGACCGCGGGGCAGGCGAUGUUCUCGUCAAAUAGCUCUUGUUGCGCAUCUCCUUCUUCUCCUGCUUCUGUUUCGCCUCCAUCUUCUUUGUCGUCUUCGACUCCGUCUGGAGUCCCUUCUUUUUCUCGCUCACGUUUUCCCUCUGUCGCCCCCUGGGCUCUCGUCGAAAGGUGUCUUCUGCAUCUGCUGGCGAAGCUCGGCGCCUCUGAGAGGUCGUGGAAAGCAGCUGAAAUUGUGGCGGCUCUUCCUUCUUCUUUCUUCCCUGCGUCGACAGAUCCCCUUGUUCUCGCUCAUUCUCCUUCCUCUCCUUCCAAUCCUUCCUCUCCUUCCUCUCCGUCUGCUUCUGCUACGCCUCCUGGUUCUUUUUCUGUGGCGGCGGUUCCUUCCUUCUCUUCAGCAUCUCAAGAAGGCGAGGAGAAACAGGAGGCGCAGGUGGAAAGCGAACGAGAAAGUAGCAGCACGAGAGAAGCGAGUGAAAGGAGAGAAACAGAAGAAAAGAGAAACGACGGAGGACGAGAAGGAGAAAGAGAACGCCACACGGCAGAUGCCGACAGUGGAGCAUUUCUCUCGCUUCCGGGCGUCGAAGAACUCAAAAUGUGUGUUCCUCUGCUCCGGUGUCCUCUUCAGCUUGUUCUCCUUCUCUGUCUUCUCCAAGAAACGUACAGAAACCCGUCUAGUUCUUCUUCGUCUACUCGCUCGUCUUCCUCUCCUUCCUCUCCUUCCUCUCCUUCGUCUUUUCUCGCUUUUUCGUCGCAUUCGUCGACCGGAGAAUGUGUGCCGGCGCAGGACGACAGUGAAGAACGUUUCAGAAGGGAAGCGACGGACGAAGAGGUUCGAGAGAAAAGCAGACGCCCCUGGACCGCUGAGAGGCAGGCAAAAAUGGACAAAAGUGCACAGUUGAAGUGUACACUGAAGACGCUUUUGCUUCACUGGGAAGAACUCGAAAACGCUGCCGUUACAGUCGCCGCCGAGUGUCGAUACAGCGCGUACUUUGAAGGCCAAGAACGAGAGGCGGAAAUCGUCAGAGGAAAAGUCGACACGAGACUUCCGCCCACCAUCCAGUACACAAGAUCCAGCUUUCCUUCGUUUUCGACAGAGGAGUUGGAGCAGCUGGAGGCUCAUCGCCCUCAGAGCCUGAGAGAGGCGGCGCGCGUCCCGGGCCUGCAUCCUGCCUCUCUGCUUUCACUUUACCGCUUUGUGUCUCUCUCGAAAAAGAAGACAAAGUGAAACUUUUUUUUUCCGAAGAGUGGAGAGACACUUCGCACUCGACUGCGGACUUCGUGGUCUGCGGCGCAGAACGCGUGACAUGAAAAGGAACGCCUGGAGACAGAAAAGGAACGCCUGGAGACAGAAAAGGAACGCCUGGAGACAAGAAAGAAACGAAGAAAGGAGCUGAGAAGAAACGAGACGCGGAGAACAUCGCGCAUCUGCGUCGCAGAUGGAGGGGAAAGCGUAUAUCCACGCCUCUGCAUGAGCAACUGCUCAUCAUUAAAUAGAGAAACAGUGUUGACAAAGCACCUGCGAAAACACACACGCAUACAGUUACACCUACACAAGUAUGCACUUGCACAAAUUGAUAUAAAUAUAUAUAUAUAUAUAUGGAGGUAGCGUUUCUGAGUACAGGGACACGUGCACAAAUGCUUGAAAUGCAGCAAUAUACUUAUAUAUAUAUAUAUAUAUAUUUAUUUAUUUAUGUGUAUGUAUAUGUGUAUGUAUAUCUACCUCUGUAUUUGUAAAUACAUCCAUAGGUAUCUACACUUCGGAGGUACGGCCGCAUUUUUGUGCGUGUAAUAUUGUGCAUCACGCGUUGAAAUCAGUUGAUUUCGUUGCCGUUGAAGACGUUCGAAUUUCCGCGGGGAUCGGUUGCCGGGAGAGAGGGCGUUUGCGAGCGAACUCGUAUCGCGUUCGGGUGUUUGUACACUCGACUUUUUCUCGCAUAAUGAUCGCGAAGCUGUCCG